AUGGAUAGACCAAGAGCAGUAAUAAGCUUCACAGGAGGAAAGGAUUGUACAUUGGCUUUACAUAGAUUGAAUGAUAGUUAUGAUGUAGUGGCAUUGGUAACAUUCGCUCCAAGUGCAACAAGAGAUAAACCAUUCAAAGCACAUCCUUUGACAUUGGUAGCUAUACAGGCUCAGGCAUUGGGUCUCCCACAUCAUACAGUCUACAUCGAUGGACCAAACUACCUCGAUUCAUAUCGACAACAGAUCACCACCAAACUGCGCGAGGAGCUAAUCGUUCGAUACUUGAUCACUGGUGACAUACUUGAUGUUUGCAACAACUUCAUGGGUCGCGCAGUCGAGACGACGGGCGUCGAGCUCGUUCGACCACUGUUUGAGCUGCCUCGCCAGAACAUCUUGGACGACGUUUUUGCUCGCAACUUCAAAGUCAUUGUAUCAUGCGCCAACGUCACCAAGUUUGGACCAUCAUUCGACAUGAGCACAUUGGUCGGUCAGCAACUCACUCCACAGCUGAUACAACAUCUGCGAGAUCUCAAUGCCGAAAGACUGAAACAACAACAAGUUGAUGGAGAUGGAAGUGGUGGACCAUCAGUUGAUCUUGCAGGUGAAUAUGGAGAGUUCCACACAAUGGUAUUGGAUGCUCCACUAUUCAAACAUGGUUCGAUCAAUAUUGGAUCAAUGGUGAUGCAACGGGACACUGACUACUGUUAUGUAACUUUCGAAAAUACUACAUUGGUGACACGACCUUGA
Molecule: messenger RNA, 747 nt
Organism: Acytostelium subglobosum LB1
Lineage: Eukaryota; Evosea; Eumycetozoa; Acytosteliales; Acytosteliaceae
Exons: 1
Coding region: 1-747 (248 amino acids)
Source: RefSeq, a predicted model, not a curated record